CCGACAAGCAGGUGUCCUUACCAAAAUGCCAAAGAAGUCAGAGGGUCUUGUUCAUGGUGAUCGCUUUUGGGGGAACACGGGGAGGGGGCCAGUCUCAUGUUUCUGGAGCAGAGGGCCCAGGUAAAUUUAGUAGGGUGCACUUGCAGUUUGUACUCAGAAUCUUGAGGAGACUGCAGAGUGAGGACGGCACUUUCUGGGCUGGACAGAACUUGGAAGGUUUAGGCCUCAACACAGGAUGGAAUUAUGACAACAGAAGAGGAAGGUGAAGAGCUGGAGGAGGCUGUUGAGCAUGAUGCUACCGAAACCACAUGGAGCUGGACCCGUCAGACCAUGAACUACGUGGGCCAGCUGGCGGGUCAAGUCUUCGUCCAGGUGAAGGAGCUGUACCGGGGCCUCAAUCCGGCCACUCUGUCGGGCUGCAUUGACGUCAUUGUGGUGCGACAGCCCGAUGGCUCCCUGCAGUGUUCGCCUUUCCACGUCCGCUUUGGCAAGAUGGGUGUCCUCCGAUCCAGAGAGAAAGUGGUGGACAUGGAGAUCAAUGGAGAGAAUGUGGAUUUACAUAUGAAGCUUGGGGACAACGGAGAGGCUUUCUUUGUGCAAGAAAUGGAAAAUGAUCAGAGGCCUGGCUCCAGAAUACCCGCGACCCCAGAAGUGGUUCCCUCCUACCUGGCCACUUCUCCCAUUCUGUCGGAUGGCUUGGUUCUGAUGAGCUCCGCUCUGAUGGCGAAGACUUCCGGGCCUCCUGUGCAGACCUUGGGCUCCACGGGGAGCGGCGGAGAGCCAGGCAUGACAGCGGCGACAAUGAUGAUGAAGAAGAGAAGGAAGAGGAGGAGGAAAGCCAGGGUGGACAGCUUAAAGAGGGAGGAGAGCGGCGACUACUCUGAGGACGAGGACAUGUUCACCAUUGACAUCAGCUCUGAUGAGGAGAUGGAGAGCAACAGGGUCUCGCCCAAUGUCUCGGAAACCGGGCCAUCAGCUGGUUCUUUCAAACAGUCUGGCGUCUAUGCUCGCUCCGAUGGCGAUUGGAGUCCCGUCCAAAGCCCGGGAAGCUCCCGUCCCACCUCCCCGAAAAGCGACUCGGAGCUCAUGAUGAAGCCGUCCAACGCAACCAAUCAGGAUGCGGCUAUGCACUGGGCGUGGGGAGAGCUGCCCCAGGCUGCUACUCCGUCCUUCCUCUCAAUGAAACCCGAGUCGCCGCCUGUUUGUCCCGUGUCCAUCCCCGUAUCGGAGAGCACUCACUUUAGAGUGAUUACCCAGGAGGAGGGCAUGGCGGCAACCAGUGAGGACGCUGUGAUGAUGGAGACUGAACCCAUAACUGCAGAACCUCAGGGGAGCAUGGCACCCCGUAUGAUGUCAGAGAUGGAGGAGACAGUAUCCCGGCCUCCAGGAAAGACUGACUCUCCAUCUAAGAAAAAAGACAAAAGGAGUCGUCAUCUCGGCACUGAUGGAGUCUACCUUGAUGACAUCACAGAUCUGGAGCCUGAAGUGGCCGCCUUGUAUUUCCCAAAGAGUGAUGGAGGUGCGACGGUAAGGAGCAUCUCAGACCCAGGCCUCCACAGCACUAGUCUCUCGCCGCAGUCGCUCAGCUCGGGAGGAGACAGCGGCGUGGACAGCUACAGCGACCCAGGGAGCGACCUGCCGUCCAUCGCCAUCUCGCUGUGCGGCGGCCUUAGCGACAACAAAGAGAUCACCAAAGAGCAGUUCUGCGAGAAGAUCAUCUCGUACCAGCAGUUUGUGCAGAACCCCUCCGUCAUCGAUGACCCCAACCUGGUGGUGAAGAUUGGCUCAAAAUACUAUAAUUGGAGCACUGCCGCUCCCAUCAUGCUGGCCAUGCAAGCUUUUCAGAAGCCACUGCCGAAGACUGCGGUGGAGAACAUCAUGAAGGAGAAGAUGCCCAAGAAAGGAGGGAGGUGGUGGUUCUCCUGGAGGGGCCGCAACAACAGCAGCAAAUCGGAUUCCGUCUCUGCCCGUGGGGACUGUGGGUCGGCUGAUGUUGGAAUGUUGGGAAGCAGCAGACUUAAAGAAGAGUCCUCCUCCAGUGAUGAGGAGCACAGAGAGGCCAAGCAGACAUCUCCAAGUCUCCUAUCAGAACCCGGCCUCACCACAGGAACCGUGUCGUAUAAGAAAACACUCCGACUCACAUCCGAACAGCUGAUGUCGCUCCAGCUGCAGGAUGGUCCUAACGAUGUGGUGUUCAGUGUGACCACUCAGUACCAGGGAACGUGUCGCUGUCAGGGAACCAUCUACCUCUGGAACUGGGAUGACAAGAUCAUUAUUUCCGACAUCGACGGAACCAUAACCAGGUCGGACACUCUGGGUCAUAUCUUGCCUACCCUGGGUAAAGACUGGACGCACCAGGGUAUUGCUCAGCUCUACCAUAAAGUCAGCCAGAACGGCUACAAGUUCCUGUACUGUUCAGCUCGAGCUAUCGGCAUGGCGGACAUGACGCGGGGCUACCUGCAUUGGGUCAAUGAGAGGGGCACCAUGCUUCCCGUUGGGCCGGUGCUUCUCAGCCCCAGCAGCCUCUUUUCGGCCCUGCACAGGGAGGUGAUUGAGAAGAAGCCUGAGAAGUUCAAGGUGGAGUGUCUGACUGAUAUCAAGAACCUCUUCUACCCCAACACCCAGCCUUUCUACGCCGCCUUUGGCAACAGGCCCACGGAUGUGUUCUCCUAUAAAGAAGUUGGCGUACCGCUGAACAGGAUCUUCACGGUGAACCCCAAAGGAGAGCUGGUGCAGGAACAUGCCAAGACCAACAUCUCAUCAUAUGUGCGUCUGUGCGAGGUGGUGGACCACGUGUUCCCCCUAAAGAUGCGAGCCUCGUCCUCGGAUUUCCCCUGCUCGGACACCUUCAGCCACUUCACCUACUGGAGGGAGCAGCUUCCCCUAGUGGACCGUCAGGGCACUACACCUCCAUCUACCCCCAUCCCCGGCAGUUGACAAUCAUGCAAGAGCACUUUUCAACACAAUAUGCCUGUCUGAGUGGACGUAUGAGUAAUAAUUUAUUCAGGGCAGCUUCAUUAAGCACAUAUUUUGAUCUGAAUUAGUGAGCCUUUUUUUUAGUAGAGGAGAUGAACUUGGUGCCAAAUAUAUCCGUUUAUUUUCAGGAAAUAUAUGUAUGCAUAUGCAAGUAGGCAAGUAUGUGUGUGAAGUAAUAAUUAUUACGCAACAGAACAAUGUCAGGAUAAUGUGAAGCACAUUUCUAAAAAGUGACUAUUUAUUGUAGGGAGCUAGAGCAACUCUUUAAAAUAUGCAUAUUGUUUUUCAAUAUGAGGUGGCAUCAAAUGCCUUUUCAUGUUACUUAUCUGGACCGAAUUCACCUCAGUCGUCUAGUGUGUGACUGUUUCAAAACACACACAAAAAAACUGCGUUCAUCAAUCCGAAACACAUUGCAAAGUGUUUCUAAAUGAGAUUUUUUGUAGCCUAUGCUGCUAUCAUUAGAAUCUGUAAGAUGAUGAUGUGUACAUAUAGUAUUCAUAUGCUUUAAAAUGUUUAUUAUUCUUUCUGUGAAAGAGUUUAUUUGGACUGAAGUUGUUCAUCAUAUACAGUAUCAGCGUUGACUGUGACUAUUACAGUAUCAUUUUUAGUGUAGACCAAAUAAAUUGUCAAA
Molecule: messenger RNA, 3607 nt
Organism: Doryrhamphus excisus (bluestripe pipefish)
Lineage: Eukaryota; Metazoa; Chordata; Actinopteri; Syngnathiformes; Syngnathidae
Source: RefSeq, a predicted model, not a curated record